Macrosiphum euphorbiae (potato aphid) is the source of this 1263-nucleotide messenger RNA. Lineage: Eukaryota; Metazoa; Arthropoda; Insecta; Hemiptera; Aphididae. The record is from the annotation of a GenBank genome assembly.
AUGUGCCUGUUGGCAUUUACCAACAACGUUUGGUGCCACAACGAAGUUCACGUUAAAAAUGGUAACCACACUACCACAACCAGAGAAUCAAAUACAAGAAAACGAGGUGUCGGUCAUUACAACCCGAUAGGAUGGGGUGCCCACGGAGUUGGUUCGUAUGGAGUUCCCACCACGCCGGUGCAGGGAUAUGGAGUAUCUACGACGCCGGUGCAAGGAUAUGGAGUGUCUGCUAUACCGGUGCAGGGGUACGCGGUGGUGCAGCAAUCUGAACGGCCAGUACCGUACCCAGUUCCGUAUCCGGUGACGUAUGACCGACCAGUUCCGUAUCCGGUGUCAUACGAUCGGCCUGUACCCUACCCUGUGCAGGUGGACCGGCCGUACCCAUAUCCAGUACAAGUGGACAGGCCGCUGCCGUACCCGGUACAGGUGGAGAAACCACUGCCUUACCCAGUACAUGUGGACCGUCCGGUUCCGUAUCCGGUGCAGGUAGAGAAGCCGUUGCCGUAUCCCGUGGACCGUCCAGUUCCGUAUCCUGUGCAGGUGGACAGACCUCAACCGUACCCGGUGCACGUGGACCGGCCGGUGCCGUAUCCAGUGCACGUUCCCUACAAAGUGUCUGUACCGGUGGACCGGCCAUACCCGGUGAAAGUGCCUGUGCCCACGCCAUACCCAGUAGACAGGCCAGUUCCGUAUCCCGUGCAGGUGGCCGUCAAGGUUCCGGUGGUGCAGCAGGUACCGGUCGAGGUGUCCCGGCCUUAUCCCGUACUGGUGCAGCAACCCGCAGCGGUGAUGGUACAACAGCAACCCGUUCUCUGGCAGAAGGUUUCGGUGCCACAGUCAUAUCCGGUAUACUCGACGAACCAGCCGCCGAUGCAGUGGCAGAAGCAGCCUUCUUAUUACUCAAACGUGGACAACAGCAAAAACUACAUCGGCAUGCCCGUGUACAAUGGAGGUAACCAACCCGGUUACCAGCGUGGUCAGUACCCAUCCGGCUAUAGUAUCGGUGUGAACCACGCUCUUAUUGGGCUUGGCGUGGGUGGUCGGGGCCUGGGUGGGUCAGGCGGGACAGGCGGGACAGGUGGAACAGGCGGAAUAGGCACGACCGGCGUCAUCAAUGGAGCAGCAGGUAGCCUGUUAGGGGCGGCGUACAACGUGAUGCAGGGUUUGAUGUCGCCUGGUGGCAGCAUCACUGGUUACGCGACCGGACACAACGACUAUCUGGGUCCCAAGACCACAGGAUUCACGACCGUCAUCAACAAAUGA